AUGGCUAUGGAAACAUACAAGAUGUGGGUAGGAGGAGAGGAGGUUGAAGGUCAAGCGGAGCAACUAUCGAUUGAGGAUCCCUCGACAGGAGAGUUAUUCGCAACUUGUCAUGCAGCAUCUCCAGAAGACGUAGACUCAGCAGUGCGCAAAGCGCACACCACUUUCAAAUCAGGUGUUUGGUCGAAAGCACCCCGCCAUGUCCGCGCAGAUACCCUAGAGCGCGCUGCAGAUCUUCUGACCAAGAACCUUCCACGGCUGAUUGAGCUGGAAGUUCGACAGAGUGGACGCGCUAUUCGAGAGAUGAACGCUCAGGUCCCGACUUUGACGAAGUGGUUCAAAUACUAUGCCAGUUUGAUCCGGACCGAAGAGCGAAGCGUGAUGCCUACCAUGGGGAAGCUUCAUAACUGGAUUGAUCGCGUGCCAUUGGGAGUCGUCGCCCAGAUCACUCCAUUCAAUCACCCGAUGCUCAUCGCCGUGAAGAAGAUCGCGCCUGCCCUUGCGGCAGGGAAUUGUGUCAUCUUGAAGCCCAGUGAACUUACCCCACUUACUAGCAUCGAGCUGGGUAAGCUGUUGAAAGAGGCGGGUCUUCCCAACGGUGUCUUUACUGUUCUUCCCGGAGACGGAGCCAACACUGGAAAGGCACUUGUAUCGCAUCCACUCAUCAAAAAGGUGGAUGUCACAGGCGGCACGCCCGCAGGCCGUGCAAUUGGCGCCAUAGCUGGCGGUAACCUCGCGCAUUUCACCGCAGAGCUCGGCGGUAAAGCCCCUCUCAUCGUUUUCGAAGAUGCCAGCAUUGAUGCCGCUGUCAAUGGGAUCGCGUUCGGCAGCUUCAUCGCAAGUGGACAAACGUGCGUCGCAGCCACUCGUAUCAUCGUACACAAAAACAUCACCAACAAGGUCCUUGGAGCGCUUCGCAAGAAAGCUGAGAGCAUCGAGCGUCGCAUGGGUAGUCCCUCAAAUCCCGAUUCUAUGAUGGGUCCGCUCAUCUCAGCCAAGCAGCUCGAAAACGUGCGCGCGCUCGUGGACGAGGCGCUAGAGUCCGGUGUAUGGUUGUACGGAGGGGGCAAGCGCAUGACCGAUACAUCUCUCUUGGACGGCACCGACUUCUCCAAAGGCUACUACUACCCGCCCACUAUUUUGGCCGACAGCGAUAAGCACAAGAUCGUGGACACGCGCAUCUGGAGAGAGGAAGCCUUCGGUCCGGUCAUCGUGGUGGUAGAAUUCGAUACAGAAGAAGAAGCACUGAAGCUUGCGAACGACAGUGAAUUCGGCUUGGGUGCAGCGAUUUGGACGCAGGACUUGGCACAAGCGUAUCGCGUCUCGGAGGCGAUUGAAGCGGGUAUCUGUUGGGUAAAUACGCAUCAUCGGAAUGAUCCGAGUAGUCCUUGGGGUGGGAUCAAAAGCUCGGGUGUGGGGAGUGAGAACGGUGUCGGUAAGUGA
Molecule: messenger RNA, 1440 nt
Organism: Didymosphaeria variabile
Lineage: Eukaryota; Fungi; Ascomycota; Dothideomycetes; Pleosporales; Didymosphaeriaceae
Exons: 2
Coding region: 1-1440 (479 amino acids)
Molecular function (GO): aldehyde dehydrogenase (NAD+) activity
Source: RefSeq, a predicted model, not a curated record